AUGAGAUUGCAAGUUCUUCCCCUUCCCAUUUGGAGAUGAUUUCUUUGGCUUUUGGGUCGCUUAUUUUGAGCAAAAGUUUAUGUUUUUGGUCUCUCUAAGAUUAAUAGAAGCCAAAAUUCGGUAGCUAAGAAGCUAAGUUUAACAAAAAGUCGAUGAAAGGCAUUGGCUGCUCCCCCAGCUGAUGUAGAUGAAUGCUUGUGCGUCUUUUAUAGGCACUCAAUUCUAAUUGCAGGAGACAAAAAGGACAAAAUAUAUCAAUAUAAUAUUGAUCUGGAUAGCUAUUCAGAGAUAGAAGGUCUAGCUUGCAACCACUAUAAGCUAAUAAUGUUUGUAGCUGAACUGAGAGCUUAUGCGAUAGAAUUUGAAGGGAAUAUUAUUGAGAGCGGUAUAUUUGCAUAUAAUCAUUGUGCAAUAUAACAAUCUUUAUUUUAAAUAGGAAAAUUCAUCAUAGGAAAGCAUAUUGAAGAUGAAUACAAUUGAAGAAUUAUUGGAAAAUCUUUUCUAUCAGUCUAUUAUCAAGUUUUUUGAAUAG
Messenger RNA from Blepharisma stoltei, 532 nucleotides. The record is from the annotation of a GenBank genome assembly. Lineage: Eukaryota; Ciliophora; Heterotrichea; Heterotrichida; Blepharismidae.